AUGGGACUGAGGGCACUUCCCUUGUCACCUACACAAAAUGGUUUCCUUCCAAAUGCAGGAAUUGCUCAAAACUUGUCACCAUAUAAUUUCCACAGAACCUCCAGAUUAAGGGUAGUUUCAGCUCAGUCAGAGAAGGGUAAGGAAGAACCCAAGAAGGCGGAGAAACAAUCUCUCUUUGGAAGUUUGACAGAAGCUCUGGAUUUUUCUCAGGUUAGAUCAGAAGAGGAUGCCCAGCUUCUGAGUGAAGCCAGGGAAGCAACAAAGUCAGGAGGCCAGAUGAACAGGGAGCAGUAUGGAGCUCUUAGAAGGAAAAUUGGCGGGACUUACAAAGAUUUCUUCAAAUCCUAUGUUGAAGUGGAUGGACAAUACGUGGAAGAAGGUUGGGUUGACAAAACCUGCAAAGUGUGCAAGAAAGAUACCAAAGGUGAACCUAGGCAGAGAAAUGUUGGGGCUACCGUACGAUUGACGUUCGAGAAGGCCGUGGCCUCAGGCAAAGACCCGGCCAACUUCAACGGCAAAGAUUGGGGAGUCACCGAUCUUUUUCGCGAGUUCGUGUUCGACAAUGGCGGUCUCUCUCAGGUCCCAUUGCUUAAUCCUACAACAAUUGAAUGGGUUAAACCCAACACUUUGGUUCGAUACCGGGGAAUGAUACAAGACAUGCUGGGUAAUGAAUUCUAUGCUGGUGUUUACAAGGAUGGAGCAACAUGGAGAACCAACAAGUUUGCAGAUGCUUCCCAAUUUCCUAUGGGCUCUUCAUCCGAUAUGCGAGUUUGGGAGCGUCGUCUGCUUUACUGUGUUCCUGUUCCGGGCCAAAAUUCAUGGACAGAAACUUUUUCUGAAGCACUGAUAAAUUCGUGUUCCACUACUACAUCUCCACAUGGGGAGAAGCGCCAGAGAGAGUGCCUCACAGCUAUUUGUGAUGGAAAUAUGCAGACAAGCAGGACCAUCCUAUCUCCCAGUUUGGAAGAUCUUAUAGGCUUCAAUAGUGAUCCAGAUUGCUUAUAUGCAACUGCACUUGUGUCUUUCUUGAGAGAGGAUGGAAUGACUUCUCAGUCUUCUAUGAGUGAGGGAUCUUGUUCUAGUACGUGUUUGGUGCCUGAUUUUGAGAGAAGGACUUUUCCUUGUCUCGUGACGGUUUAUGACUCUGUAGAGUCUGACUUGAAACUGAAUGAUGUUUUUGAGUUUGUUGGUGUCCUCACUUUUGAUCCCGAGGUUACAGUAGACAAAGAUGAUUCUGAGGAGUUAAUGCAGGGUUUAUGUGAAGAUACAUUGGUUCAUCUGCCUCCUAGCAAGGUACCUUGGCUUCAUUGUCUUGUGCACCGGAAGCUUGCGGUUCAUGACUUUCUUUCUAGUUCCCCCACAUUAGAGCUAUUGCCUUACUUCUGCCAGUUGCCACUUGUUCAAAUAAGAUUUUAUUUUGUUCUAUUGGGCCAUCUCACAACUGUCCUUGGAAAUGAUGGCUGGCAGCUGAAUUCUUGUUAUUGCAUCUCUUGUCCAAGGUGCAUGCUAGGGUAG
Molecule: messenger RNA, 1515 nt
Organism: Ilex paraguariensis (yerba mate)
Lineage: Eukaryota; Viridiplantae; Streptophyta; Magnoliopsida; Aquifoliales; Aquifoliaceae
Source: the annotation of a GenBank genome assembly